This is a messenger RNA of Sphaeroforma arctica JP610, 258 nucleotides long. RefSeq lists its product as hypothetical. The record is from RefSeq and is a predicted model, not a curated record. NCBI's taxonomy places the organism in Eukaryota, Ichthyosporea, Ichthyophonida. The coding region runs from base 1 to 258 and encodes 85 amino acids. The transcript has 2 exons. Gene Ontology annotation, molecular function: protein binding.
AUGAAAUGUGCAUUGAUCCUCUUGUUGCUGUCACAGGGUCUCACACCGCUUCACACGGCAGCAAUUAACGGACACACAAAAGCGAUGCGCUACUUACUUGAAGCUGGCGCAGACAUAGACAUGAAAAGUAACAGUGGCGAGAAGGCGAAGGACGUAGCGACCGGCGACCCACGAUUCCUGCUGCAGAACCGAUUACAAACCUGGGAUUACACGGCGGUUAAGCAAGUUAUAUCCAGUCUGAAAUCUCAGUACAUGUAG